Messenger RNA from Laetiporus sulphureus 93-53, 1341 nucleotides. RefSeq lists its product as uncharacterized. The record is from RefSeq and is a predicted model, not a curated record. Lineage: Eukaryota; Fungi; Basidiomycota; Agaricomycetes; Polyporales; Laetiporaceae. The transcript has 10 exons. The coding region runs from base 1 to 1341 and encodes 446 amino acids.
AUGGCGAGGCGUACUUCGCAAAGACCGCUGGGACUGAUGUCCCGAGUAAUAGGACACCUCCUUCUCGAAUUCGCGCUUCACGACUCUUCUUCCUCGAUCUGCCGCCCUUGCUCACGGCCCUUCGAGUAUCGAGGUGCUUCGCAACUGCGUUCUUCACCAUGGGGCCCCGCUGCAUCACACUUACAGGUCAUGGGACCGUCUGUGCCGCGACAAUGCAGUAUGGCGCGCUUCUCGAGCAGCGCCAGUCGGGAUGGGUUAGACCUACGCCACGAGGUCAAGCCGCUUGACUCUGAUCCGCCGCCAUCACUGUCCGCAUCGAGGAUACUAGUGUCAGCACUGUUCAGGGUGAACUGGUUCAAGACACCAAGGCCGUGCAUGGAGAUGUUUCGGGGAUGGGUGCAGAUGCUGCCGGCGAGUGUGGGCGUGCAUGUGGAGGAGUACCAGGGUCGCUCGUGGAAGUUGAAGGCGAACAGACAUGAUGACAGGCUCAUCCUGGAAAAUACAGAACGGCUUCAUCGGGGAACCACCGACAUCAGCAACCUCCGGUAUCGCACGAGAGCAGCACUCCUUCAUUCGGCGGCGAACAUGUGGCGGAGGGAUGGGACGGAGACGAAGGGCGGGGAGGACGCGCAGCAGGACGAGGGAGAGGAAUUGCAGUACGUUCAUGCGUUCCGCAUGCUCAUCGUCUGCGAUUAUGAUGCUGCGACGUUCUACGGGCGGUCGGCGGGCUGGGAGGUGCACUUUUUGUCCCUUCAGGACGAGAAGCAUGUACCGAUAGUUCCUCGACUGCCGACGACAAACGCGACGCAUUGCCUGACUCGAUCACGCAAGUGGCGACGUCAUUCCCCUGCGCGCCGGCCGACGAAGAAGGCGCCUAAGUUCUUCGGCGCGUUCACUCGCCGGCAAAUCGUCGAGGACUUUCUCGCGCUAUUCUACGAAGAGGCCGCGCGACUACGCGAUGCGGGCGAGAACAUCGACGAUGCACUCACGACGUCCUCCGAGGCGUUCAACCUUCUCAAGGCAGCGCCGGCUUCGAGCUCGUCGCGCUACUAUGGCGAGCUUCCUGCGCCGCCGCGUAACGUUGAGUCGGUGCUGAAACGUCCGCCCAGCCUGGCGACGGCGGACGAAAUCAGCGUAAAAAUCAUCUGGGCACUCAUGGGCCUCAGUUCGAAAUUAGCGCAAGGCAUCGCGACUGAGCGCAUCGAAAGCUCCCCCUGCCGAGGUGCGGAGGCGGCGUGCACUCUUUUGGGAGCUGUUCAUCACGGACCGCUGGCAGGCUCUCGCCACUGGUCGACCUCCAACACCUUCAUUACGCUUCGUCAACGCCGAGCUUCCAGCUGA